AUGAAGAAGGGCUUUCAAUUCAACCAAAACACCACGAACAGUUUUUGGGGCGGUGCUUCAUUGGCAAAUAACAACGAAAAUGAAGGAUCCAAUAUGAACAUGUCAAAAAAGACCCUGCCCGACGAGUUAUCAAUGAAAGCGGAACAGUCCAUGUUCUCAAAAACCUUAAAAACUCGAUUGUAUUCCAACAGGGAUGAAAAACUCUCAAUAGGAUGUGAAAAUAUAACAUUUUCAAAAGUGUCAAAUGUUCAAAAACCUAAGGAUAUUAAUAACGAUUUAUUUCCGGCGCAAAAGAAAGUGAAACCAAAUGAACUGGAUUUUCUCAACAAAACCGAUGAAACUAUGCAACUUGUAAAUAUCAGAAGUUCAACACCUCUCAAUAGAAUUCAACAAAAUGAUGACAAAGCUGAAAAGGUUGACAAGAAUUUAAUCAAACUAAAACCAAUAGGGAUUCAAUCACCUCGUGUAGAGAUAGACAACAACUUGAUCAAUUCUGGAAGGAAGAAUCCCAUGUGGUUUAUUGAUCGAAUCAAGAAAAAUCCGUCAAGUAUGGAGUAUGUCUAUCUUGUGCCACUUCAAGAGGAUACCACCGAACCUUAUAAUCCAUACAAAUUACAAAUUGUGCCCCAUUCAUUUAUAAAUGACAAGGCUGAUUACUAUACAAUGAGCGCAAGUGGAGUGACGCACUUUAUAAAUGGAGAAGCAGAUUUUACACCUCUUUCAAGAUGGAUUCAAGAACAUGACACUUUCCAAAAGAUAUUGAAAAUUAAAUUUUUCAAAAACUUUAGAAAGUGGAAGGCCUUUUACUUUUUUAAAAAGAUGAUAAUAAGAAAGAAUAGAGCGUUGGCUUCAGCAACACUUACUGAACGACUAUUUUUUAUUAAUAACUGUAAAGCAAUGAGAGAUAUUCGUAUGGAAUGCAUUAAAAUUACUGAAUUGGAACUAUUCAAAGACAAUAAGGGAGACACUUUGACAGUAGAUGAAUUUUCUAAAAUACAAGAAACUCAGAAAGACGAAAUUUCAAAACGGCUUUUAGAAAUAUGUGAAAACAUUACGGAUAUUACUUAUGAGGCAUGUAGGGACACAAUGAUAGCCGCUGGUUUUGGAGAUAGAUUCAGCGACCUUGAGCAAAUUCCAGACCCUGAACAAAAACACAAAGAGUUCUCUGGCUAUAAUCAGGCGCAAAAAAACCAAGAUGAAAUGGAGGAAGAUGAUGCUGACGACAAUGCACCAUUGAAUAGGUCAACAAGAGCUGUUUCAUCAAAGAGAGGAAAUAGAGGAAAUCUUGCAACCAAUUAUCCGUCUUAUAAUAUGACAUAUACAGAGAAGUCAUUGAAGAGAAAAGUGUGCAAGAGAAUUAUUAACUUUAUCAGACUUGCAGAUUUUCUUGUUUUAGAUGCGCUGAUAGAACUUGUUGAAAAGUCUGUUGAAAGAAUUUUAAACAAAAUUACCACGCUCUCCAAGAAUAGCGAAAAAGAUAUAGAAGAGGAAAUUAUGCAACUAGGACUAAUUGGAACUGACGAUCUUGAAAUUGUUCCUCUCUUCAAGGUUGAGAUACGGUUGAAUGAUCAAAGGUUGCAAAUUCUUCCAUCCCGAGAGCAAUUUGAUAAGAGAGUUGCAAAAGUAAUAGAAGGAUUUUUUGAUGCAAUCAAAAUAGAAAAAUUCAUAACCAAGAAAAAAUUCGAAGAGUACACUGAUCCUGUUGUCAACGAUAAAGGAGCAGAAGCAAUUGUUAGUGAGGGCAUAACUAUAAAGGAGAGAAUUGUAAGAAGAGAGUCAUACGAUAGACUUGUGAAGAGUAUUAAGGAAACUAUGUCAUUGGCUUUUAAAGACGUGGAAAAAUAUGCAAAAGAAUACGAGCCUCUCAAGAUUAAGCACUUGGAGAAUAAGGAAAUGUUGGAGACGGACAUGACUGUCAUAAAGGAAAAAGAUUAUCCUUUAGAAUGGUUCCAAGCAGAAAUGAACAAAUAUAAGGAGCAGGAUAUAGAGGUCAAACAAAUGAGAACAUACAAGUACAAAGGAAUUUUCUAUGUUGACACCCAGAAGCUGAAAGAAACCUUUUUACCCUCUCCUGGCGAAUGUCUUUUGAAACUUCAUAAAAUUUUACCAGAGCUUUCAAAAGAGAAGAACAUAGCCCUCUACAAGAAGCUAGAAAAAUCUAUGGAGAGAUUCAAAGCAUUUCCUGCAUCUGUGGAAGACUUUGUAGAGUUCUUGCACUUUGUCGAAAAGACGGUGGCAAGUUUAGACGAUUUGGAAACUGAAUUCAAAACCGUUUUCGACUUUUACAAAUUAAUGGAAGAAGAAAAAGUGAAAGUACCGCUAGAAGACAAAAACUUUUUCCAAGACUAUACAGUUUCUACGAUUUCAACGUUAAGAUCUUCUAUCAGCAGAGCUGAAGACAGCAAAGAGGAUCGUAUCAAUAAGUUUUCUGUAGAUUUAAAGAGAAAGAUUGAUGACUUAAGAGGAGAAAUUCAAGACUUUUCCGAAAAGUCGAAAGAUGCGAUGGUGUUUGAAGUCAAUAACACAGAAUCUCUUGAAAGAAUAGAAGAAGUAAUUGCAUACCUAACGGACUUGAAGAACGGAAUGGAUAAAGCUCAAAAGAGAUUUGCAGAGCUUGUAGGAUAUCAGGAACUAUUUAAAGUCAAACCUGAUACAAUCGACGAGAUGCCUUCAAUUUCUAAGGAAAUAGAUCUCAAACUAAAGCUCUGGACUACGAUGAAGAGCUGGAUCAUCUUUGAGUCGGAAAACAAAUGUAAAAUAUUCAAGGAAGUUGUUGCAGAGGAUAUCAAGAGAAACGUAGAUCAAUUCCAAUACACUGCUUCACAUCUUCAAAAGAAUAGCGAAACAGAAAACCCUGUUAUAUCCAAGUUAUUGGAUUACACAGACCACUGGAGAAUAGUUUUACCUAUUAUUGAAGAUCUUAAGAACGUCUCACUCAGGACAAGACAUUGGAGAGUGUUAGACAAUAUUGUUGGUACAACAAUCUCAGAGAGAAACUUUGAAUUAAGUCUUUUAUUUGAUCCUGACAUUGUCGAUAAGAGAAAGAAGAUACAAGAGGUUUCUGAACAAGCAUCUAACGAAGCAUCUCUUGAAGAGCAGCUGAAAAAAGUCAAAGAAAAUUGGUUCAAAGCAGAGUUUCCAAUUGUUGCUCACAAGGAUAUGACGAUCAUUGGAAGCGUAGAAGACAUUGUAGCUCUAUUAGAGGACGAUAGAAUUGUGCUUUCAACUAUUUUGAGCUCGAGAUUUGUCGCAGCUAUAAAGGAUCAGGUGGAAGAGCUAUACAACGACCUUAAUCUGAUAUAUGCAACUAUACAUGAAAUUAUUUAUUGCCAAAGGAAAUGGAUGUACUUAGAGAACGUCUUUGUGUCAGCUGAUAUUGCAGCAGAGUUGAAAGAAGAUCACAAAUUGUUUGUAUCCAUUGAUAGGUUCUACAAAGAGGCAAUGAAGAGAGCAAAGGAAGUUAAGAAUGUUCAUCGAGUGAUUAUUGGAGCUGAAUCCUCUGUGAAAAGCUCUCUAUAUGAUAAGCUGAAAGGUCACAACAUGCAUCUUGACAAGAUUGAAAAGAGCUUGGAAGAAUACUUAAAAAAGAAGAGAAAUCUAUUUCCAAGAUUUUAUUUCUUGUCUAAUGAAGAUUUGAUAGACAUACUUUCUCAUACAAGCAACCCACAGGCCGUUCAACCUUAUUUACCACAAUGUUUUGAAGGUAUGAAGUCAUUAGACAUUGAUUCUUCCAAGUAUGUCAAAGGAAUGGUCUCUAAGGAGGGUGAAAGAGUUCAAUUUGUUUCUACUACAACAAGAGCUGAUGAUGUGGUUGAGGACUGGUUGAGAGAAGUCGAACAACAUAUGUUCGACACUCUACGUCAAUUCAUGAAACGUGCAGUUCGUGAUUAUCCAAAGAAAGAAAGAACAGUAUGGAUGAGAGAUCAUAUUGCUCAAGUUGUUCUAACUGUAUCUCAAAUAUUUUGGUGUUAUGAAGUUACAAAUUGUUUAACCUCAGAAAACCCAAAGAAGGAGCUUGAAAAAUUUUAUGAAAAAUCAAUUACUCUCUUGAAUGAUUUGGCGUAUCUAACUAGAACAAAGCUCUCUUCAAACGAACGCAAGCUUAUUGGAACUAUGAUUAUUUUGGAUGUACAUGCAAGAGACGUGGUUAAAUCAAUGAUUGAAGAAGGAGUAGAUGAUGUAAACAAUUUUGGUUGGUUAAAACAGCUUAGAUUCUAUUGGGAGUCAGAUGUAGAUGAUUGCAUUGUGCGACAAUCCAACUCUGUUUUCAGAUACGGAUACGAAUAUGGAGGAAUACAAUCAAGACUUGUCAUCACUCCUCUCACAGACAGAGUUUACAUGACACUAACAGGAGCAUUACAUCUUAACUUGGGAGGAAGUCCAGAGGGGCCAGCAGGAACGGGUAAAACAGAGUCAGUCAAAGAUUUAGCGAAGGCUCUUGCAAGGCCUUGUGUUGUAUAUAAUUGUAGUGAAGGUGUUACAUACACAAUGAUGUACCAGUUUUUCAGUGGUAUUGUCCAAGUAGGUGCAUGGGCAUGUUUUGACGAAUUCAAUAGAAUCAAUGCUGAAGUGCUGUCUGUUAUAGCCACUCAAUUGCUUACAAUUCAAGAUGCACUAAAGGCGAAAAAGACAAAGUUUUUCCUUGAAGAUGACCAAGAAAUUUCUCUUAGAAGCACUUGUGGAGUUUUUAUUACAAUGAAUCCAGGUUAUGCAGGAAGAACAGAACUACCUGACAACUUGAAGGCACUAUUCAGACCUGUUGCAGUCAUGUUGCCUGAUUAUAGAAUGAUUGCAGAAGUUAUUUUAUUUUCAGAGGGAUAUCAAGAUGCAUUACCUUUAUCAAGAAAAAUGACACAGCUCUACAAGUUGUCAAACGAGCAGUUGUCAAGCCAAGAUCAUUACGAUUUUGGUAUGAGAGCGAUGAAGUCUGUUUUAGUUAUGGCAGGUGAAUUGAAAAGAGCCAAUCCACAUCUCAGUGAAAGUACUACAUUGAUGAAGGCUAUGAUUGACAGCAAUCUUCCCAAAUUUGUAAAGGAAGACGUGUCACUCUUUCAAGGAAUUGUGUCUGAUCUAUUUCCAGGUAUUGAUGCUCCUGUUGAAAAGAACGCCGAACUUGAGGCAGGACUAUUGCAUAUCAUAGAGAGAAGAAAACUCGAGCCAGUACCAGCAUUUGUCAAGAAGAUUGUUCAGUUUUUCGACACGCUCAUUAUUCGCCAUGGUGUUAUGCUCGUAGGUCCAACUGGAGGAGGAAAAACGGAGAUAAGAACUGUUCUCGGAGAUACCAUGAAUUAUUUAAAGGAUGAAUUGAAUUCAACAGCUAAUCACGUGAAUAGAGUGCAACAAUUCUUGCUAAACCCAAAAUCCAUUACUUAUGGAGAACUGUACGGGGUCUUGAACAUGACCACACAAGAAUGGUUUGAUGGACUAAUUCCACACUUUGCAAGAAAGGCCACAAAGGAUACAAGUGACGACAAAAAGUGGAUCAUUUUUGAUGGUCCUGUAGAUACCUUAUGGAUUGAAAGUAUGAACUCUGUUCUUGAUGACAGCAAACUGUUGUGUUUGGACAAUACUGAACGAAUCCAGCUUAAUGACAAAAUAAGCUUUAUUUUUGAGGUUCAAGACUUAGCUGUGGCUUCACCUGCAACAGUUAGUAGAUGUGGAAUGGUAUUCGUAGAUCCUACUGAGCUAGGAUGGAGACCUUAUGUAUCAUCUUGGCUAAAGAACUCAAAAAUUAGUUCAAGUCAUGCUGACCUCAAAGAAUUGUUGGAAAAGAUGUUUGAUGAGUUCGUUCAAGAUGGUUUGGAUUUCAUCAGAAAUCAAUGUGAAGAAGAUGUACCAAGCACAAAUUUGAAUUUGGUAACUAGUUUGUGUGGACUUAUGGACGCGUUGUUGCUUGAUCAUUUUGAAAAGCUCGAAUCAGAGAAGAGCAAGCAAUUAAUGAGUCUAGUGUUCGUCUUUUCAUAUGUUUGGUCAAUUGGAGCAAAUAUCAUCGAUAGCUCCAUGAUUGAGUUCGACAGAUUUGUUAAAGAGAAAUUCAAAAAGUCUGGUUUAGUACCAUCAAAUGGAACAUGUUAUGACUUCUUUGUUGACUUUGACUCUGUUUGCUUUGUAAAUUGGGAGAUACUGAAGCCUGAAUUUAAAUACUCGAGUGAGGUACCUUUUUAUGAAAUAAUUGUUCCCACGGUUGACACUGUUAGAUACUCCUACCUUAUCCAGACAUUAAUGAAGAGCGAGAAACCAACACUUUUCAACGGAAGAACAGGUGUUGGUAAAACAAUUUUGAUCAACAAUGCCCUACAAUCUUAUGAGUUCAAGCGUCAUAACGAAUCAUUUACUACUGAACUUGUUUCGGUUCAAUUUUCUGCUAGAACUGACAGUGGAAGAACGAGAGAAAUGAUUGAAAGUAAGCUAGUGGAGAAAAAGAAAGCCUUAUACGCUCCUCCUGGCAAGAAAGUUGUCAUAUUUAUCGAUGAUCUGAAUAUGCCUAAUCUUGAACAAUUCGGAGCACAACCUCCUAUAGAAUUGAUAAGGCAAAUGAUUGGAUGUGGAGGAUUCUAUGAUGUUUCGAAUAGAGAGGAGUUCCCAUGGAAGGUGGUUCAUGAUUCAACAGUUGCAGCUGCAUGCGGUCCUCCAGGAGGCGGCAGAAAUCCAACAACGCCUCGCUUAUUACGAUUGUUCCACUUGUUACGAAUUCCUGAGUUAUCAAAGAAUAGUAUGACCAUUAUAUUUGAAAGUAUUUUAGAUGGGUUCUUUUCUUCUCAUUCAUUCUCUGAAGAAAUUAGAGGGCUAACAAAACCACUAGUUAAAACAGCAAUAGAACUCUAUGGAAAGGUGUGUGAUAGAUUUAGACCUACACCAAACUGUGCCCAUUACACAUUCAAUCUUCGAGAUUUGUCUAAAGUUUUCCAAGGAAUGCUUCAAAUGAAUCCGAACAAUGCCAAGGAUUCAAACACAAUUUUGAAACUUUUUUCUCACGAGACUUCCAGAUGCAUGUUUGAUAGACUUAUUAAUACCCAUGACAGAAGCGAUUUUACAGCGAUGAUUAUUGAUUUAUUGAAGCGAUAUUUCAAAGGACAAAAUUGGGAUGAGAAUGACUUUAUGGGCGAGAACGCCAUCUUAUUUGGCAACUUUAUGGACCAAGGAGAUAGCGAGGAGAAACUUUAUCAACAAAUUAAUGUUACCAAGCUUCCGGCUGAGCUAGACGAUUACCAAAUGAGAUAUAACCUAAAUAACGCAGGACAACUUGAUCUUGUCUUUUUCCCGGACGCAUCUAAACACAUUACAAGAAUUACCAGAAUUCUAUCACAAAAAAGAAGUAAUGCAUUGCUUAUUGGAGUUGGAGGUUCAGGAAAACAAAGUCUUACCAGAUUAUCCUCAUUUAUUGUCGGAUACAAAACAUUCGAAAUUAGUUUGAAGAGAAAUUAUGAUAUUGAAGACUUCAGAGAGGAUCUGAGAAACUUAUUUAGAAUGGCAGGAGGAGUAGAAGGUGGUCCAGUUGUUUUUCUUAUUACUGACGCCCACAUUGUGGAUGACUCAUUCCUUGAAGAUAUCAACAAUAUUCUAAAUACUGGAGAGGUUCCAAAUCUUUUCCCUUCAGAUGAAAAAGAGAAGUUAAUCAAUGAAAUUAGACCAAUUGCACAGAAAGCAGGUGUAUCAGAAAAUAGAGAUGCGAUAUUCUCUCACUUCAUCAAAAGAGUUAGAGACAAUUUACAUAUUGUUAUAUGUAUGAGUCCUGUUGGUGAUGAUUUCAGAAGAAGAAUUAGAAUGUUCCCAUCGUUAGUCAACUGCACAACUAUUAACUGGUUUGAUGAAUGGCCGGCAGUUGCCCUUAGAGGAGUAGCCCAAAGAAAAUUUGAAAAAAUUAAUGUUGGAAACGAGAAUCUCAAACAAAGAAUUGUCGAUACUUGUGUGUUAAUUCAUAGAGACGUUGUGGACAUCACGAAGAAGUUCGAAGAAGAAACAAGACGAAAGUUUUAUAUUACUCCAUCACAUUACCUAGAGUUUAUAAACUUUUAUGGAGAUUUGUUGGAAGAACAGCGUCUGGAGCUAAAAGAAGCGAAAGACAAACUUCAAAAAGGUUUAUUUACUCUACAAGAAGCAAAUAACAAAGUUGCCUCGUGUGAAAAGGAAAUUGAGCAACUUCAGCCUAUUCUUGAGCAGAAGACUAUUGAAAAUACAGCUAUUACUAAGGAGGUACUGGAAAAGAAAGCUCAAGCUGACAAAGACAAUGAAAUCAUUUCUGCGGAAAAGAAGGAAAUUGAUGAAAAGGCGAAAAUAGCUGAGGCAAUGAAAAAAGACGCUGAUGAUAAGCUAAAAGAUGUUCUUCCUGCACUUGAAGAAGCAGAAAAGGCAGUUAGUGAACUUGGAGGUCCUGAGCUUAACAUGAUUCGGUCGUAUCAAAAUCCUGUAAUGCCUGUGAAGACAACACUUGAAGGAGUAUUAAUUCUGUUAGGUGAGAAAAAGACCGAUUGGGAGGCUGCUCAAAAAGCAAUGAGCGCAAUGGACUUCAAAAAGAGAAUCUUGACCUUCAAGGAAACCAUGAAAGAACGAGUUACUCCUCAAAUCGUUGCCAAGAUUAAGAAAUUAAUGAAAGACGAGAACUUCCAAGAAGCUGUUGUUUAUAAGGCUUCUGGACCAGCAGGAUCUCUUUGCAAAUGGGUGAGAAAAAUGGUAGAAUACUAUGAGGUUGAAAAAGUUGUACAACCAUUAAUGGAGAGUGCUGCUGCUGCCCAGGAAGAGCUGGAAAAAUUAUUGUCAACUCUAAGAAUCAAAGAAGCUGAGCUCCAAAAGAAAACAGAAUAUCUUGCACAACUUCAAAAACAACUCGAAGAAAAUAAUAGGGAGAAAAUAAUGCUUCAAGAGCAGAAAGAAAUUUCAGAAAGAAGAUUGGUCGCAGCUAAAAAACUCACAGUUUCUCUUAAAGAAGAAUACGAAAGAUGGACACUCUCUGUUGCUGAAUUUGAUGAACGAAUCAAAAACAUAGUUGGAGACAUGUUUAUUGCUUCAGCAUUCAUCAUUUAUUGUGGUCCACUGACAUCUCCAUACCGAAAAGAAUUGCUCGACAAAUGGUGUGAAUAUUGCAAAGAACAUAGCAUACCAUUCAGUGAUAACUAUUCUUUAGACAAGGUGAUUGCAGAUCCGAUUGGCAUCAGAGAUUGGGGCAUGCAAGGUUUACCAAUGGAUCAUUAUUCAAUCCAAAAUGCCAUUAUCGUAACUAGAACAAAGAGAUGGCCUCUAUUGAUCGAUCCUCAGGAACAAGCAAACUCUUGGAUCAAAAAUAUGGAAAAAGGAAACACCUUAAAAUUGCUGAAGCAAUCAGAGGAUAAUUAUAUCAAAACCUUAGAGAGUUAUAUCACAACAGGAAAACCAGUAAUGAUCGAAGGAUUAGCAGAAAAAAUUGAUCCAACUCUUCAACCCAUUUUGAACAAGGAAGUGUUCAAGAGCAAAGGAAAGCUUGUAAUGAAAAUAGGAAAUGCUGAAAUUGACUUUAGUCCUUCAUUCAAGUUGUAUCUCACCACUAAGCUCUCUAAUCCUCACUAUCUGCCAGAAAUUUGUAAUAAGGUGACUCUUGUCAACUUUACUGUUACAACAAAGGGAUUAGAGGACCAACUUCUUGCGGAUGUAGUGAGAAUUCUCGAGUCUAGUCUGGAAGAAGAAAGAGACAGACUUAUUGUAAGCGUUGCAGACGACAAAAAGACCCUGAAAAAGAUCGAAAAGAAGAUUCUUGACAGUCUGUCAUCAGUUAAAGAAGAUGAAAAUAUUUUGGACAAAACUCAAAUCAUCAAAUCUCUUGACGAUUCCAAAAACACAUCAAAUGUUAUCAAAGACAGAGUCAAGGACGCUGCAGAAACAGAGCUUAAAAUUGAUCAAGCAAGAGAAAAGUAUAGAAUUAUUGCAGUCCGUGGCUCGAUUUUGUACUUUGUUUUGGCUGAUUUAGCGAAUAUUGAUCCAAUGUAUCAAUAUUCAUUAGAAUACUUCAAAGACAUAUUCAAUAAGUGUAUUCGACAGACUAAGGAGCAACAUCACGAUCUCUCGACAGAACAACUUCUUCCAAUUCUCAUAUCCAAUAUCACAGAGUAUAUUUUCACAAAUGUUUGCAGAGGUUUAUUUGAAAAGGAUAAGAUUAUAUUCUCAUUCCUUAUUUGCACAAGAAUUUUAUUGUAUGAUCAAGUCAUCGAUGAAAACGAAUGGCUAUUGUUCCUCAGAGGUGCCCCAUUGACUUAUGAUAGUAAGAAUGAGCUUUCUAAUUGGCUGUCAGAUUUGUCCUGGAAUUUGUUGACUGCUCUUGACGCAGAAAUUCCUCAACUGAAGGGACUUAAAGCUUCAGUGACAGGAAAUCUUUUCACCUGGAAGAAAUACUUUGAGGAUACUGAAGCAUAUGGUAAAGAGUUACCAUUUGCUUGGGAAGAGAAAAUUAAGCCUUUCCACAAAUUACUUCUCAUUAAGUGUUUCGCAGAAGAGCAAGUAUUAUUAGCCAGCAAAGAGUUUGUCAAAAACCAUCUGGGUGAGUCAUUCAUAAGACCUCCUGGAUUAGAUCUCGAAAAAGCCCUCAGUGACUCAACCCCAAGUACUCCAAUAACAUUUAUCCUUUCUCAAGGUGCAGACCCUACCAGCAUGUUAAAACGAUUUGCAGCUGAAAAAGAGCAUGAGCUGCAUAUCAAAUCUCUUGGACAAGGUCAAGAAGUUUCUGCUAAAAAACUGAUCGAAAGAGGAAGAAAGAAUGGCGAAUGGGUACUGCUUCAAAAUUGCCAUUUGUUUGUAUCCUUUAUGCCAACGUUGGAGAAUAUAAUUGCUGAGUUUUCUUCACCAAUGGCAGUUGUUCACAAAGAUUUCAGAUUAUGGUUAACAUCAAUGCCCUCUAAGGAUUUCCCAAUACCUAUUCUUCAAAACAGCGUGAAAGUAACAAAUGAACCUCCAAAGGGUUUAAGAUCUAAUCUCGCUAGAACCUAUAACGAAAUAUCUGAUGAGUACUUUAAUGGCUUUGAAGAAAGCGAGAAAUUCCCUGAAUGUAGUAAGAAACUCGCAUUCAGAAAGCUUUUGUUUGGCUUGUGUCUGUUCCAUGGCGUUAUUCAAGAACGUAAGAAAUUUGGUCCUCUUGGUUGGAACAUCAAGUACGAAUUCAACGAUUCAGAUUUAAGCGUUGCACAGUUGUGGUUAAAAAUGUUCCUCAAAGAGCGUGAAAACAUUCCUUGGGAUUCUUUAAAUUAUGUGAUUGGUGAAAUUGUGUAUGGUGGAAGAGUGACAGAUCCAAAUGAUCGAAGAGUGUUACUCACCAUCCUAUCUCAAUAUUUCUCAAACAGAAUUCUUUCUCAUGAUUACAAGUUUGCUCCUUCUGAUAUUUACAGAAUUCCUUCUUCGGAUCCUAUUGAUGACUACAGACAAUUUAUUUCAUCUCUUCCAGAUAAUGAUGAACCUGCCAUUUUCAACAUGCAUCAAAAUGCUAAUAUGGUAUUCCAAAUGCAAGAAACACAUUAUUUAAUUUCUACAGUGAUGGGAACUCAAUCUGUGAGCUCAGGAGGUUCCAAACAACAUCAUAUGGAAUAUAUUGUGACUGAAAUUGCAAACAAAAUUUUGUCUAAACUUCCUGAAAAUCUCAGUAAAUCUGAGGCUGGAAAGAAUACUUUCAUUCGUACUGAAAAGGGAGCUAUGCAUUCACUAUCCACAGUAUUAAGUCAUGAAAUGAUGAAAUUCAACAAAUUGCUUGAUAAGAUUAGAAGUACUUUAACUGAACUUCAAAAAGCGAUAAAUGGACUUGUUCUCAUGUCUAGUGAGCUCGAAAAAACAUUUAAGAGUCUCUUGAAUAAUGAAGUACCUGACUUGUGGGCAGCCUACCCUUCAAGAAAACCACUUGGUUCUUGGAUAGAAGAUUUAGUGGAGAGAGUUGCUUUUAUGAGAAAUUGGUUGAGAAAUGGUCUUCCAAAGGUAUUCUGGUUGUCUGGAUUCUUCUUCCCACAAGGAUUCUUCACUGGAGUGUUACAAACGUAUGCCAGAAAGUACAAUGUUGAAAUUGAUUCUUUGUCAUUCAGUUUUAGAAUCAUGCAUGAAAUGACUCCAGAAGAAAUUGAAGAAGGUCCUGAGGAUGGUGUCUAUGUGUAUGGUUUGUAUUUGAAUGGAGCAAAAUGGAACAAAGAUAAGGAGACGUUGGAGGAAUCAGAUAAUGGUGAAAUGAAUGUGAAAAUGCCAAUCAUUCAUUUCCUUCCAGAAAAGAAUCACAAAACCUCUCCAAAAUGCUACGAGUGUCCUCUGUACAAGACAAGCGAGAGAAAGGGUAAACUUUCAUCGUUGGGUCAAUCCACGAACUUUGUGAUUAGCGUCGAGUUGCCAACUGAAAAACCUCCAUCUCACUGGGUCUCUGAAGGUGUUGCCAUGCUCUGUCAGCUUGAUAUUUAA
Naegleria fowleri is the source of this 12390-nucleotide messenger RNA. RefSeq lists its product as uncharacterized. Gene Ontology annotation, cellular component: dynein complex. The record is from RefSeq and is a predicted model, not a curated record. Gene Ontology annotation, biological process: microtubule-based movement. NCBI's taxonomy places the organism in Eukaryota, Heterolobosea, Eutetramitea, Acrasida, Naegleriidae. Bases 1 to 12390 code for a protein of 4129 amino acids. The transcript is spliced from 3 exons. Gene Ontology annotation, molecular function: dynein light intermediate chain binding; dynein intermediate chain binding; ATP binding.